AUGGCCGCCACCACGAUGAACCACGUGUUCGAUUACGAGAACGAGCUGAACGACAACCUCUACAACCUGAAGAUGUCGGGCAAGAACGGCGCCAACAAACGGGUCAGAAGCGUUUUGAAGCCGAUCCUGCGGCUGCUGAAAAAGAGAACCGGCAGGAGCAAAUACGGAAAGGGACAGAAGGCGGUGCCACAGGUGGAGAUAUUCACCGAGGAAGUGGACAACCAGAACAACGCGAACGAGGCUCUCGAGAGGAGGCUCCUGGCUGGAUUGCAGGACGCCGAGGAAGGAGCUGCCAUCACCGUAUGUUUGGACGGACAGAUGACCGUUGUCCCGGUUGUACCUGGUCAGUGCUACGUGCCCGUUCACUUCGCGCACACCCACGCCGGCGACUUCUACUGGACCACCCUCAGCAUGGCCGACAGUGAUCUGUGCUACAAGGAACGAGCCUUCUCCCAGUACCAGACGCCCGAGAUGCAAGUCGCGUGAAACGAUCGAAUCACCGCGAACGUCGUCUACCUCAUACGCCUGCACUACCGAGACCUUGAGGUUCUUCAACUGAGAACUGUCCACUCGUUGUCUUCGAAGAGGAAGGGAAAGUUCCAGCUUCCUGGCGCCAAAAUACUGGCGAGGAGAUUUUUUAUACACCCCCACAAGACCAGCAGAGACUGCCCUUUAGAUAAGAUUCAUUCGAAACUGUGAUACGUAGAUUGUAGUUUACAACGUUCCCUAACUGAUCCUCCUUUCUUUUGCUAAAAAGGAAAUCUUGGAAUUUGUGUACGAUCAGUUAGAAAGAAUAUUUUUUUUUUUUUGUCCAUUUUUUCCAUUUGUUUUUCAAACAGCGACACUGUAAAUGAGUGGUCGCAGAAUUGUGAUAUUUGUACCUAGUAGGUUUAAUUGUAUACAUUGUGAUAUUGGCUUUAAUGUCGUCGGUUGUGUACCGAUAAC
Messenger RNA from Osmia bicornis bicornis, 945 nucleotides. RefSeq lists its product as uncharacterized. Lineage: Eukaryota; Metazoa; Arthropoda; Insecta; Hymenoptera; Megachilidae. Bases 1 to 486 code for a protein of 161 amino acids. The record is from RefSeq and is a predicted model, not a curated record. Gene Ontology annotation, biological process: Notch signaling pathway; sensory organ development. The transcript has a single exon.